Molecule: messenger RNA, 1455 nt
Organism: Zophobas morio
Lineage: Eukaryota; Metazoa; Arthropoda; Insecta; Coleoptera; Tenebrionidae
Product: CAP-Gly domain-containing linker protein 1-like
Exons: 8
Coding region: 109-1455 (448 amino acids)
Source: RefSeq, a predicted model, not a curated record
AUUGAAGAAUUUCUUCCAGAAGAAUCUUUCCCAGAAGUGACAGAAGAAGACAUUGAAAUUUAUAAUCGUUCUGAAAUUUAUUCUCGACUUCUCGCACAGCUUGAUUCUAUGAAAUGUGAAUCUUUUUUAAAUACAGAGCACAAGCUUACUUAUAGCCAUGACGACACUAACUUUUUACUUCGUACAAUAUUAACAGGUAAUGGUUUGCCCAAUCUACAGCAACACCAAAGCCCAUUGAACCAACGCAUCAAUGAUAGCCCAAUAAGCGACAUUUCAACGCUUGAUCAGCCAAUGACUGCUACACCCGAAAUUUUUUCUCAAACCUCCUCAGUAGCGCUAAUGGAAUCCUCGGCAGAUACUUUUGUUAAGGAGCCAAUCGCAGUAGAAAAAAGUAUUUCUCCAUUUUCGAGUCCCAUCUUUUCGCCGAUUCGACCCGGCUCGAAGGAUUUGAUGUUUCAUAAAAAGUUAAAAGUGGAUGGCCGCGAGUCUAGCAAAGUUGAUAAAGGAGACAAUGUGUUAGAAUUUCAACACUUUGGAAGUCCUGUGGUUCAUAACCCAGAGGCCAUUAAAAAAGAAUCUCCGCAAGUCAGGCUAGUGACGCCUCCUCAGCAGGACCACGUGCAACUCCAAAAGUUUUUGCACAACCUCGUGCAACAGCAGAAGUCUAAUGAGCAGAAUAUCCACGUGUUGAGGGGCCAAGUGGAGAAGAAUCAAUCCUCGUUAAAGCAGAUAAUCCUGCAUAUGCAGUUGGUUUCGAAUCGGGCCACCCAGCCCUCCACAACUCCACAGCAGCUCGAUCUUCUGCAGCAGACACACACGCAGCUGCUCACACAGCAAAACCAACUGGUGACACUGAUUAGUAUAGCCCAGUCAAAACUUGCCCAGUUGACUUCCGUCCAACAACAACUGGAACAAAAACAAGCACAGGUUGUGCAAAUGUUGUCGGCCACAAACUUUAGCGAGAGUGCUUGUGCCUCCAUACGCCUUGAGGGCGGCGGGCGGCCCCAAGAAGGAACCCUACAGAACCUAAAGCAGCUCUUUGCCCAAAAAAAAGCCACUUUUAUACGUAUCAACCAAAGAAAAGUUCUUUUAGAACAGCUGGCGCAAAAGCAAGUGCUGAACCAACAAGAGCAAGAAACUCUUAACCGUAUUAAUAUUGUGCAUCCUCAACUCUAUCAGGAGCUUCAAACUUUGUUCCAAAAAAUAUCAAAGUCUGAAAACGAAAGCACUCAAGCGUUGUUGGGGCGCGUGACAACUCAACCUGCUUCUGUAUUUAAUUUUACUGAAGAGCAAAUCCAAACGGCUGUAAGUCAUAUUCUCAAAAAUUCUAAUGUGGAUUUAUCUGCAAAAACUCCUGAAGAAAUCCAUUUUAUUCGCGAAUCUUUGCGUGAAAAGGCCAUAAGUUUGCUUAACGAACUUUUUCUUAAAAAACAAUUGGAAUCGAGUUUACAAUAA